Molecule: messenger RNA, 924 nt
Organism: Drosophila busckii
Lineage: Eukaryota; Metazoa; Arthropoda; Insecta; Diptera; Drosophilidae
Product: myb-like protein AA
Exons: 2
Coding region: 73-579 (168 amino acids)
Source: RefSeq, a predicted model, not a curated record
UCAAUAACUAAGCGAAAAGUGAAAAGUGCAUAAAAAGUGCAAAGAAUAAAACAAAAAAUAAAAUAAAAGAAAAUGUCAAUUUCCUGCACAAUGGUGGCACCAAUGGGCUCGCUGGCCGAGAAACUAAACAUAGCAAGCUGUAGGCCGCGACCGCUGGGCGCGAACAGCGCCAGACGCAAUCUAUUCAAUGUGGAUCCCGACGAGGUUAGCCGAAAAACUGAGGAGAAUAUGAACGAGCUGCAUCAAUACAACAAGACAUUGCUAAAAGUGCGCUACAACAUUGAUCCCAAACAGUUGGAGAAUCCUGUCGAGAACUCAGCGCCUGCGCCAAAACAGAUCAACAACCACAACAGUGACUGCAAAACAGAAACAACACCCUACGAGCGUCUAAGCGGCAUCAAAGGCUGUUAUCGUAUACGCAAAGCCAACAUUAAAAAUUCAAAUGUGCCAAAACCGUCAAGUCAACAAAAGAACAACAACAAUGACGACAACAAGAAAAACAACAACACAAACAUUGUUGUUAGCCAUAAUAUCGAAGCGGAUAAGGACAGCAAGCAGCAGCAGCAGCAAAAGGACUAAAAGCGGCAAUAUAAAUAUAAAUAAUUUUAUUAUUUUUUAUGUGUAUAUUUUGUUUUUAACAAAAACCCCCACUGACUUGACUGUCAAAAUGUUGUACAAAAACAUUUUUUGCAAGGCCAAAGGGUAUAAAUACAAAAAAAUAUUAAAAAAAAAAGCAAAAAAAAAAAAAACAAAGACACACCCACUCACAGCAAAAAAAAAAAAACUGACGACGCGUGCAUAAAGUCAAACAUCAUAAUAUUAAUGCGGAUGCCCCUCUGAUGUGAUUAUACAAAUCAUUUUCUAUAUAUGAAAUUGGCAAUACGUAAUUUUAAAUGCAAAUGCAAAACGUUUUUUUCUUAACUA